CAGGAAGAGUACCUGCUGCCGGGGAUCCAUAAUAAAUACAAAUGGUUUGGUUGUUAAUAAGACGCACGUGGCAUUCCGGCAAUUUACAACAAAAAAAUACUAUAUUGGUGUUGUGCCAGUUGUUGACGAGCAAAACUGCCCUCUCAUUUGCUAGAAUGGUCCCGCCUGUCUUCUAUCUUUGAGGACAUGUAUUUCCAUCGUUAGAGCGGUCAUUCGAUAUUCUUUCACCAAGUUGACGAUUCACCGAGCGCUCCUCCACCGCCCACUUGUGAUUGGCUACAGUCUAUUCAGCCUCUUUCCUCACAAGUCCACCAUGCCGAUUGAAUUGGCCAUGCCGCUCUACCUGUCAAACGAUGACUUCUGCUACACGAGGUCCCCGAAAUCACUACAACCACUACGACCCUGUCUGAAGCCCUGCAUGCGGUUCAAACCCUCUGCCCCUCCUAUGCAGACUGAACCAGAUUUGCUUCAUGAGAAGAAUGGAAAGCCUAAAAGGCGAGUGUCCUUCGCCGACCACAAGGGCCUGGCCCUCACCAAGGUGAAGUUCUUUUCUCAUUUUGACACUAUUAACAUCCCACUCAACAUCACAGAGCUGUUCAGCUCUUCACUCAAGUUACCAAAUGAGGAGGACAAACUGAUAAUGGGCUUCACCCAGCCCUCCUCUGAUUACCUGCUGUUCCGUCAGCGUCUGGAGACUGAGCUUGUCUGCCUAGAGCACUGCAUGCUGAAUGAGAAGGCACUGUCUGGAACCGUGAAAGUCAAAAACCUGUCCUUUGAGAAGUCUGUCAAGGUGCGUGUAACCUUUGACACUUGGAAAAGCUACACAGACUUUGAGUGCCAGUACUUGAAGGACACCUACACAGGCUCGAACUAUGACACCUUCGCCUUCGUGGUUUCCCUUCCAGCUGAGCUGAGGCCACACAAGCACAUAGAGUUUGCCAUCUGCUACAAAGUCAAUGGCCAGACAUACUGGGACGGUAACCAGGGCCGAAACUACAGGAUCAUCUGGUCUGCUCUGAAGAUGGAUGGCCAGGGCAGCUUCAGCAAUAACCAGCAGAGACACUCGUUUGAUCUUGGAAUUCAAUUUGACUUCUAUGGAAGUCCUAGAUGCUCCCAUGGGAUGUUCCCAGAGUGGCCAAGUUAUGCAGGAUAUGAGGAUAUUAGACGGUACUACUGAAAAGCCGUCAUCCUUAGAGUAAAGUGUUUUUUUGUUCAGAGAAAGGGCUGUUCCCGAAAAUUAGUUUUUUAGUUUUUUUUUAAUUUUUUUUUUUCAGGCCAGGCCAGUCUCGCCAUGCUCGGGGGAACAAAAGCAAUAAGAAAAGGAAAUAUGUUUUGGGAUGGGGGUUGUAUACUCUGUGGAUUAUCAGAACUAGAAUAUUCAGAUGUGACAUUUACUGAUUGCAUAGCAGGUUUAAUUAACAGGUAUAUCUCAGUGUAGAUGUUGACUGAACAAAGAGAAGAACAUAAUUAAUAUCUAGCUUUUGUACUUGAUCUACAGUGGGUUCUGGAAUUAUUGGAUCCCUUGAUAAAGAUUAGUAAAAAAACGAAAAAUUCAAACUGGUCUCUAUUCUAUGCUCAAAAAAUGUAUAAAUUAUAUUUGUACUAAUACAAUUGCUCAGACAAAGAUUUUGUUUAACAAGUAAUAAAAUAAAAUCUCAAAGAUGAGGUCAAAACUUAGGGAUCCCAUGUUUUCAAUAUGCCAUCACCCUUCCUUUGCGAGGAUAACGACAAUUGAGCCUUUUUCAAAAAUGUUUUAGCCCCAUAACAUCAAAGAUGCACCACUAUAUUUUACAGUAGGGAUUAGGUAUUUUCUGCAUAUGCGUUGUUCUUUUGAAGGCUAAACACCAUUGGUGUGCGUGGUCAAAGAGCUCUAUUUUCAUGUCGUAUGACCAUAGCACCGCCUGAAGUUUGCUAAACGGCAAUGGCACUUGGAUAGGAACCAGUGCUAUUUUCAUUAGACAUGAAAAUAGUAGUCUUUGGCCCGCACACCAAUGGUGGGUUUAACCUUCCAAAGAACAAUGCGCAUGCAGAAAAUACCUCAGCCCUACUCUGAAUUGUGUCGUUAUCCUUAAAAGGGAUGGACAAACACAGGGAUGCUGGACUAUUGAAAGCAGAGGAUCCAAUCAUUUUGUCCCUUAUCUUUUUGAGAUUGUUUAACAAGUAUUAUAUAUAUAUAUAUCUAUCUGAGCAAUUGUAUUAGUGUAAAAUAUACAUUUCAUGCAAUAUAGCUCAGUAUUUAUUUUAUACAGUGUAUUUUGCCCCUCUUUGUCAAGGGAUCUAGUAAUUCUGGACCCCACUGUAUGUGUUGGGAUAAGCCAUUACACUAACUGGUAAAAUGAUGGUCCUUCUGUAGCUCAGUUGGUAGAGCAUGGCGCUUGUAACGCCAGGGUAGUGGGUUCGAUCCCCGGGACCACCCAUACGUAGAAUGUAUGCACACAUGACUGUAAGUCGCUUUGGAUAAAAGCGUCUGCUAAAUGGCAUAUAUUAUUAUAUAUUAUGUACACUGUUAUGUGUUAUGCAGGUCGAAAUAAUUGGAAGAGCAAAAUGUUUACGAUGAAACUUUCAAUGAUUUUUAACAAAUAUAUUUGGAAUCAAAAUGUCUGUACUUUCACAUCACAUCUCUUGUACUGAGUUCUUUAAGUUGAUUUAUGUUAAGUGAUAUGACUUCAGAAUAGACCGGUAUUUUUAAGUCCCUUCAGGAUUUGCACCAUGUUUGUACUGAGCUCAUUCUGGUAUGUGGGUGUAUUGAGUUCAAAUCCUUCGAUUUUUUUAAAGGUGUGGGAAUGGCAGGAAUUUACUUGGGACUGGAACCUUAGAAAUACACAUUUCUGUCUGCUCCUGUUGAUGAUUUAAAAUGUUUUACCGUGUUCACUAUGCUGCUCUAUGUAAAUAUGAGUCAUUGGAUAUGUUUUUAAAGGAACAAGUAUGAAGGAUGGAUUUUUGUAUGUCAGAAUUAAAUAUGUUUUGCAAGAAUA
This is a messenger RNA of Oncorhynchus keta (chum salmon), 2975 nucleotides long. Its product is annotated as protein phosphatase 1 regulatory subunit 3B-like. The record is from RefSeq and is a predicted model, not a curated record. Gene Ontology annotation, cellular component: protein phosphatase type 1 complex. Gene Ontology annotation, molecular function: glycogen binding; protein phosphatase 1 binding. Lineage: Eukaryota; Metazoa; Chordata; Actinopteri; Salmoniformes; Salmonidae. The transcript has 2 exons. Gene Ontology annotation, biological process: regulation of glycogen biosynthetic process. The coding region runs from base 314 to 1177 and encodes 287 amino acids.